Calypte anna (Anna's hummingbird) is the source of this 849-nucleotide messenger RNA. RefSeq names its product store-operated calcium entry regulator STIMATE. Lineage: Eukaryota; Metazoa; Chordata; Aves; Apodiformes; Trochilidae. Bases 38 to 841 code for a protein of 267 amino acids. Gene Ontology annotation, cellular component: membrane. The transcript is spliced from 8 exons. The record is from RefSeq and is a predicted model, not a curated record.
GUUUCGCUCCGCACCUCUCCGCACCCUUCCGCACCCCAUGGCCGCCCGUAGCUCCGCACACGGCUGCGCUAGCGGCGCGCUGCUGGGUCGCUUCGGGGUUUUGCUGCAGGCGCUGCUGGCUCUCUGCGCCUUCAGCACCCUCAUGCUAAAACGAUUUAAGGAGCCAAAGGAAGAGAGGCGUCCCUGGAGGAUAUGGUUUUAUGAUACCUCCAAGCAAGCAAUAGGUGCCCUUUUCAUCCACUUUGCCAAUGUUUUUCUGUCAGACCUCACUGAAGAGGACCCUUGCUCUCUGUACCUUAUCAAUUUCAUCCUUGAUGCCACACUGGGAAUGCUGCUGAUCUGGCUUGGUGUGAGAGUUGUCUCCUGGAUUGUACAGCAUAAGAAGUACACGUACCUGGUCUUUGGAGAAUAUGGUGACCCUCCACAAGCUGCUGCUUGGAUUGGCCAAUGUAUCCUCUAUUUGCUGAUAAUGGUUUUUGAGAAGACUGUGAUUAGCCUUGUCCUGCUUAUCCCUGGUUGGACAAAGCUUCAGCAGAUCCUCCUGGGUUACAUCCCAAGCCCCCAGCUGGAGCUCAUCCUGGUCAUGCUUGUUGUGCCUUUUAUAGUCAAUGCCAUUAUGUUCUGGGUUGUGGACAGCUUGAUAAUGAAGAAAUAUAAGCAGAAGGAUUCCCUGGACAUCAGUGGAUCCAUAGAAUCUCCUUGGGCUCGGAGGACAGAGGAAUCUCAGGUAUUACUUUCUCCAGACAUUGAUUUGGAUCAGUCUGAAAGCGACCAGGAUGUUUCAGGACUCCAGGGUAUGAACCAGAAGAUGAAGCAGCCCAGCUAUCAAGUGGUCAUCUGACAACCCUG